CUGAGGGGGCGGGGAAAUUGUCCAAGGAGCCCCUCCGUGGAGAAAGGAAGACGCUGGGAGGUUGCUGGCGCAGCUGUGGAGGGUGGCGUCACUGAGCCGCGCCAGCGGAGCCAGGUGCAGCCCUGCUCCUCUCGCCUGCCUUCUCUGCGGCUCGCUUCUUCACCAGGCGUCCCUCGAGCCUUUUCCAUGCCCCCGGUGGAUGCAGCCCUCCGCACCCUCCACGCCCAUGGCCACUAGCCUGAGGAGGCCGUCUUUUACCGCCUGUUCUUCCUCCCCUCCGGACGCGGAGGACGAGGGCGUGCGUGGCAGUUGCGAAGAAGCUUCUUUGUGCAAGCGAUUUGCGGUGAGCAUUGGCUACUGGCAGGACCCUUACAUCCAGCAUUUGGUGAGACUGUCUAAAGAGAGGAAGGCCCCCGAAAUUAACAGAGGAUAUUUUGCUCGUGUCCACGGUGUCAGUCAGCUUAUCAAGGCGUUUCUACGGAAGACAGGAUGCAACUGUCAAAUUCUAAACCUUGGGGCUGGGAUGGAUACCACCUUCUGGAGGUUAAAGGAUGAGGAUCUUCUACCAAGUACAUCUUAGAAAGUCAAUGUUCCAGCGAUCAUCACGAGGAAGCUGCACAGCAUCAAAACCAUUGUGACCAGACCUACAUGGACAGCUGCAAGAACAAAGGAUUCUGGCACCAAGAAGUUGGCCACAACCAGCCACACCUUCACCCCUUUUAGUAGAAAGUCUUUGGGACCCUUUUCCACUGGCUUCUUGGUCUGCUAGCUUUCUGAAUAAAGCUGCUAUUUCUUUAGCCAACAUUUGUGUAUCACCUCUCACUUUAUUGUCCUGUUGUGUGAUGAGCCAUUUGAGCCUGGACUUGGUAAUAAAAUCUGCCCUUUUAUGCAUUCCCACAGGUCCUGUCUCUUUUCUCUGCAUUCCAGCCUUUGUCGCCCCAAUUGAGUCCAUAACACGGAUGUAAGUUUGCUUUGUAAUGCAAAUGAUUUUAUUAAAAUUGCUUUUAUACUCUUUA
Messenger RNA from Phacochoerus africanus (Common warthog), 1016 nucleotides. RefSeq names its product leucine carboxyl methyltransferase 1-like. Gene Ontology annotation, cellular component: cytosol. Bases 200 to 580 code for a protein of 126 amino acids. Gene Ontology annotation, molecular function: protein C-terminal leucine carboxyl O-methyltransferase activity. Lineage: Eukaryota; Metazoa; Chordata; Mammalia; Artiodactyla; Suidae. The record is from RefSeq and is a predicted model, not a curated record. Gene Ontology annotation, biological process: C-terminal protein methylation. The transcript has 5 exons.